AUGCCUGGCACAAUCACAUCGUUCAUUCCGCAUUAUGCCCCUGCCGCCCCGACCAAUGAACCUUUGGAUUAUGCAGAUCUGGUUAUCAUUGAUAUCGCCAAAGCGCACACAGCGGAAGGCCGCGCUGAAUUGGCUCUUAAGCUACGGGAAGCGUUGACUACACAAGGUUUCUUUUAUACUGACCGCAUCUUUGACGUUGCUGAUGUUCCGUUCAGUCUCGUCUCGAACGAGGAGAAGCGAACAUAUGCGGCAAAUAUCAAGGCGACGGGCUCCUAUCUGGGUUACAAAUUGCGACAAUAUUGGCACAUUGACGCAGGAGUUCACGAUCAAGUUGAGCAUUAUAACAGCAAGUCAGUCUAUUUCCGCAUAGAACCCAUUGGCUUAUAUUCUUUAGUAAAUCGCGAUGUCAAAAAAAAGCAGCAUCCAGAAUCGCUCCGUCCUCUCCUUCCUGAGAUUGAAGCCUUUGCGAAGUUCAACCACAUAGAGAUAUUGCACACACUUCUCCGUCUCUUUGCUUUGGGACUGGAGCUUCCAGAAGAUACAUUCGUCAAUCAACACAAUUACUCUGCAGCUGACCAAAGUUACGUACGAUUCAUGAAGUACUAUCCCCGACCAGAAGAUGAAGAGAUCAAGACGAAGAAUAUAUGGCUGAAAGGACACACUGAUUUUGGGACUGUCACAAUCUUGUGGAGUCAACCUGUUGCUGCUCUGCAAAUUCUCUCUCCAGACGGCCGAUGGCGCUGGAUCCGACAUAUCGAUAAUGCUCUUGUAGUGACCUCUGGAGAUGCCAUGGAAUUUCUCUCUGGGGGGUUCUACAAGGCCACUAUUCACCGCGUCGUCCAGCCCCCUCCAGAUCAACGUGGUUUUACUCGCCUUGGCGUCUUCUACUUUGCAACAACCGAUGACGACAUCAAGCUCGUCCCUCAUGCGGAGAGUCCGGUGCUGCAGGAGCACGGGAUAACUCGCCGUUAUGAUGACGCAGAUGCUCCAACCAUGGAAGUCUGGUCCAAAAGCAGGACGAGCGCCUAUGGACAGACUGAGCUGCAGAAGAGAGAAAGCGGUGUUGAAGAAGAAGUUAUCAAUGGAGUCUUGGUGAAACAUUACAAUUAG
Fibroporia radiculosa is the source of this 1110-nucleotide messenger RNA. RefSeq lists its product as uncharacterized. The record is from RefSeq and is a predicted model, not a curated record. Bases 1 to 1110 code for a protein of 369 amino acids. Gene Ontology annotation, molecular function: dioxygenase activity. The transcript has 9 exons. NCBI's taxonomy places the organism in Eukaryota, Fungi, Basidiomycota, Agaricomycetes, Polyporales, Fibroporiaceae.